Molecule: messenger RNA, 2023 nt
Organism: Trichomycterus rosablanca
Lineage: Eukaryota; Metazoa; Chordata; Actinopteri; Siluriformes; Trichomycteridae
Product: tripartite motif-containing protein 16-like
Exons: 6
Coding region: 1-1854 (617 amino acids)
Molecular function (GO): protein binding; zinc ion binding
Source: RefSeq, a predicted model, not a curated record
AUGGAUGUGAAAGAGGUCUCUAUUCCCCCUGCCGAUCCACCCCUCCUCCAUUCAUGGGUCAGGUUUACUGCCUGCAUAGGUGUGUUUACAGGUGAGGGUGUGGCUUAUCAGAGGUACUUCACCAGCUUCACUUCCACUCUUCACACACUCGCCCUCAGCAGCCCGGACAGAACCAUGAUGGACACCGAGGUGACCAUAGAUCCACCAGGAACUGACUGCAAAUCCAAACAAAUAUCUGAGAAGAUUCAGGAGGAUGAAACAGGGCUGAAGGAUCCAUGUGCACCGAUGCAGAAUGGACAGAGUCCAAAAUCAAGUGACGGUCUAGGAGAAAAGUCAGGUGGUCCAAGCCUGGACGGUCCUCCAGAUCAGGACGACGUGGUGUGCGACUCCUGCAUCGAGAGUCCUCGCCGUGCCAAAAAGUCAUGCCUGACGUGUCUGGUUUCGUACUGCGAGGAUCACCUGAGGCCCCACCUGGAGAAGGAGAAGUUCCAGAGUCACCGGCUGGUGGAGCCGCUGAAGGACGUGGAGAGACAGACGUGUGAGAAGCACAGCUCGCCGCUGGAGCUCUACUGCUGCGUCGACGCCUGCUGCGUGUGUCAGGAGUGUGUGAGUGAGCAGCACCAACAGCAUGAAACGCUGAGCAUCACAGAGGCUCGCCGAAAAAUCGAGAAAGAGCUGCAGGAUAAACAGGCGGAGACGGUGAAAACGUUGACGGUAGCAGAGAAUUCCAUCAACAAACUACAGAGCAACCUUCAGUCUGUGCAGGCAUGCGUAGAGGAGCUGCGGGCGGUGGUGCAGCAGCAGGUGAACACGCUGCAGGCGGUGGUGCAGAAGGUGGGUGCAGAGCUGAGUGAGGUGUUGAAGGUUGAACAGAAGAACACGGUGGGUGAGGUGAACGCUGUUCAGAUGCAGGUGGGGCAAAGCUGCGCUGAACUGAAGAGAACCGACAGUCACCUGGAAAAGCUCUGCAAGAACAAGAACGACCUCCACUUUCUGCAGGAAUACUGUCAGUGGAAGAAGAACAGUCCCAGUGUGGCUCUACCUGUUGUGUGUAUGAACCAGACGGAUCGUUUACAGGCCUUCAGUCGUAUCAUCACACACACCACUCAGGAACUGUGCAGCACGAUCCUCACGACCUACCGUAACGCACUCCAGGAGUCCUGUACAACCGAAAACACUUCAGAUCCAGCUACAGGAGUUCAGCUCAGUGGUGUAAAGCAGAACCUCUCGCUGCCAGAACCAGAGAGCAGAGACGACUUCCUUAAAUAUGCAUCUCCUCUAACUUUCGACUGUGACACGGUGCACCAGUUCCUCCGUGUGACGCAUGACGGCAGGAAGCUGACCAACACCACGCCAUGGCAGCACGGCUACCCCGAGAAACCCGAACGAUUCCAACACUAUAAGCAGGCGCUGGCGGCCCAAAACUUCUCCUCCGGACGGCAUUAUUUCGAAGCAGACCUGGGUGGAGCGGGUGUUCACGUAGGAGUAACGUACGCCAGGAUGGCACGCCAGGGCGAGGCUAAGGAGGCGUGCUUCACGGGCAGCGGCGUCUCCUGGUGUGUCGAGUGGAACGGCCGUGCGUUCUCGGCCUGGCACGGGGAUGUGGAGACCGUCCUGAGCGCCCCCAAGGCUACGAGAGUGGGAAUCUAUGUCGACUUCGGGUGUGGCGCGGUGGCGUUUUACAGAGUGGGUUUGGACGCCGGGAUGGAGCUGAUGCAUCGGUACGGGGUGGAACUGAGUGAGCCGCUGUACCCUGCGGUCUUCCUUCCCAAGAAGGAGAACGUGGUCGUGUUGGUGGAACCAGGAGAGGAGCUUCUCCUCAAAAGCCCAUCACCACCAUGUUCUCCACCGUGAACUGUAACAGUCCGGGUGUUGAUGUAAAUAAGGAAAAUAAUCAAUGGCAGAUAGUGUGACUGAACCAAAAGAACCGUUAGUACUUGGGUCUGUGCUUCAUUUCACCCACUGUUCUUUGUGUGCAUCAUUAGUGUCCUCUGUGAUUGUUUAUAGUCACAUUAAACGUGGU